CUUUGGCUGAGUCCUAUAACUUUAGGUGCUCUGACUGUGGGGGUUUAUUUGGAGGAUCUUUGGACAGCUGGGCAACAAGGAAAAUGUUGGCGAUUUUACGACGCGCUGUGAUUUAGAACGAGGGAGGAGAAGGCUGUUAAACACAGCCCUCAUUACAUGUGUGUAUCAUUUCAAUCCCAGAUUAACUCCUCUGGAGUGGAAUUAAAGGGUCUGUGCUUUUGGCUUUUAUGUUUAUGUUUCCACGAUGGAUAGAAAGAAGGAUUUCCUGAAGUUCCGAGCCACCUCAGUGAAGCCUGGCUGCUUGGUGAGGCCCAUAGCUCCUACGAAGCAACCUGGACGGUACCUUGUCCAUCAAAAAUCUUUGCCUCGGCUGCCAGUUCCUCCUCUCCAACAGACUCUCGAACGCUACCUGCUGGCCUUGGAGCCCAUCGUCAGCCAAGAGGAGUUAGAAAAUACCAAACAAAUAGUGAAGGAAUUUGGCCAAAAGGGUGGAGUAGGAGAGAGGCUUCAAGCGAGCUUGGAAAGAAGAGCAAGGAAGACUGAGAACUGGCUCUGUGACUGGUGGUUGAGAACAGCCUACCUGGAAUACAGGCUUCCCGUGGUCAUUCAUUCCAGUCCCGCUGUGCUGUUGCCAAAGCAGGAUUACUAUGACCGUCAAGGGCAGCUCAGGUUUGCUGCCAAGUUGAUCUCUGGUGUUCUGGAUUUUAAAACUAUGAUUGACAAUGAGACCCUUCCUGUGGAGACUCUGAGUGGAAACCCACUCUGCAUGAACCAGUAUUACCAGAUCCUCUCGUCCUGUCGUAUCCCCGGCCCCAAAAGUGAUUCUGUCGUCAACUACAGUCAGACUAAAAAACCAGCACACAUAACAGUCGUGCACAACUUCCAGUUCUUUGAGCUGUUUGUAUAUAACAGUGAUGGCAGCCCCCUGACUGUGGACCAGAUUUACAUGCAGUUGGAGAAGAUCUGGCACUCAUCACUCCAGACAAACAAGGAGCCAAUCGGGAUCCUUACAACUGGCCAUCGAAACAGCUGGGCCAAUGCUUAUAAUAAUCUUAUCAAAGAUAAGGUGAACAAGGAGUCUGUUAAAUGCAUCCAGAAAAGCAUCUUCACCAUCUGUCUGGAUGCUCCAGUGCCAAAGGUGUCAGAUGAACUCUAUAUGAGCCAUGUAGCAGCACAGAUGCUGCAUGGUGGCGGCAGUCGGUGGAACAGUGGAAACAGGUGGUUUGACAAAACCCUGCAGUUCAUUAUCGGAGAGGAUGGAUCUUGUGGGUUGAUUUAUGAGCAUUCUCCAUCAGAAGGACCGCCCAUUGUGGCUUUGCUGGACCAUGUCUUUGAAUAUUGCAACAGCUCAGUGAUGGUUCGCUCUCCGAUGAUUCCACUGGCCAUGCCCCGGAAGCUCCGUUUCAACAUCACUCCUGACGUAAAGAGAGACAUCGAAAAAGCAAAGCAGAACCUCAACAUGAUGGUGCGUGAUGUGGAUAUAAAAUGUUUCAUGUUCCAGCACUUUGGAAAAGAUUUUGUGAAGUCCCAGAAGAUGAGCCCGGAUGCCUUUAUCCAGCUCGCUCUGCAGCUAGCUUAUUACAGGAUUUAUGGGGAGCCGUGUGCAACCUAUGAAAGUGCCUCCCUGCGGAUGUUUCACCUUGGACGAACCGACACAAUCCGCUCAGCAACAGUCGAAUCCUCAGUCUUUGUCCGGGCCAUGGAUAAUCCUGAGUUCCAGAAUCAGCAAAAGGUGGCGUUGGUGAGAAAAGCUGUUCAGGCGCACAGAACCUACACUGAUACGGCAAUAAGAGGCCAAGCCAUCGAUAGACACUUACUGGGUCUUAAACUUCAGGCUAUAGAGGAUCUAGUUCGAAUCCCUGAGAUCUUCAUGGACACAUCCUAUGCUGUUGCUUUUCAUUUCAAUUUAUCAACCAGUCAGGUCCCUGCUAAAACUGACUGCCUCAUGUGCUUUGGUCCUACCGUGCCAGAUGGUUAUGGAGUGUGUUACAACCCCAUGGACGCCCACAUCAACUUUGCAGUGUCUGCUUUCAACAGCUGUGCAGAGACCAAUGCAGCUAAACUGGCUCACUAUCUAGAGCAGGCCUUAGUCGAUAUGAGGGGGCUGCUCAUGCAGACACCCAGCUCAAAGCUCUGAAGCAUCCAGGUAAUGGAGCAGGAUGGAUCAACCAAAAAAUUCCAGAACAAGAUCGGCACUCAAUCCCAGCACUACAAUAUGUGGGUGAGAUUGUUUGCCAAAUGUUAGUGUGAACAUAUUAUCCAGAAGAGGUUAUAUAUGAAAAAAAAUGCCUUUUAAAGACAAUUGUCAAAGCUUAUACUUUUUAGAAAAGGAGGAGUGUUUGUUUAGAUAGUGAAUGAUGCCCUGCUAUUCCAAUGAAGGGGGCUUGCUUCCUCUCCCCAAAAAGCAUAUCAGUGGUCUACAAUUGAUGAGUACCAGUACCUCCCUUACAAUAGGAGCACAUCAAGCCAGUGCAGUCUUGUGCUGAUAACGGUUGUGUGCACCAGGAUAGUAAUCAUCAGAGGUUGAUUUUCCUCUUGCAGGCUCACAUGCUGCCCCCCCCCCCCCACCCCAGACGUUUGAGUGGUUAUCACACUGUUACCCAUCCUGACGUUUAAUAAGAUUACUCAGCAUAGUCCAGGGACUGAUCUGAGGGACACAGGACUUGGGCAGGGGUAGGCCAUUCAGCCCUUCAAGCCUGCUCCACCAUUCAAUAAGAUCAUGGCUGAUCUUGUUGUGGUCUCGACUUUACUUUGUCUACCCACCCCCAUAACCCUUGACUCCCUUUUUUUUAAAUCAAAAAUCUGUCUAACUCAGCCUUGAGUAAAUUCAAUGACUCCAGCCUCCACUGCUCUCUGGGGAAGAGGAGAACUCCACAGACAAAUGACCCUGAGAAAAAGUUUUUCCUCAUCUCAGUCUUAAACUUUCAACCUGUUAUUAACUUGUGUCCCCUGGUUCUAGUCUCUCCCACAAACAUCCUCCCAGUAUCCACCCUGUCAAAUACCCUCGGGAUCUUCUAUUUUUCAAUAAGAUCACCUUUCAUUCUUCUAAACUCCAUAGGCCCAACCUGCUUAACCUUUCCUCUUAAGAUAAGCUCCUCAUCCCAGAAAUGAGUAAGUGAACCUUCUCUGAACUGAGAAACAGCUUACAGACUAGAAGCAAUCUAUACACAUCAGCUUGUCUAAGUUAGUUAAUGUAAUUGAAGAGCUGGAGCACAAACAGCUGCACAAAAACAUUUCUCAUUUUAAUGUGAACAGGAGAGGGAAUUAUUCACAUGAACCCACUGCUAUAAUAACUCUUUAGAACGAGUGUUCAGGGAGGGCUUGUGCCACAUAUUGAUGCUACAAAAAUAACACCAGAAUUAUCAGUGGCUUCAAGUUACCCAGGGGGUUCAAAUAAUUGUAUAUUUUUAACUAUAAUCUAAAAAUUUUGGUCUGAACAUUAAUGAAACAAUCCAGUGGCAAAUGUUUACAAUCAAAAAUUUUGAAAGAAAUUGAAUACUCAAGAUUCAGUUGGCCUGGGUGGCUCUCUAUUAAGAUAAUUUUUUUUGCACUAUGUACUUUCCCCCAGCCUCCACCCAACAUCUUAUUGACAGAGAAACUGCUGCUUUCAGCUGGCCGGUUAAAAAGCAAAAAUAGAUCCCGAGUAUUGUCUAGCUGUUAUCCUCAAAAUAGGCAUGGUGUGAACACUUGCGUUGUGCUUACAGAGAGCUGUGAGCCAAGUACAAUAUGUUACUGAUACAAGUAUGCAGUUAUACAGAAAGCAUAGGGGUCCUUUAAAAAUGAGUGGAAGGCGUGAAAUGAAUGUGGUGUCAGAAACUUGGCUGCCCAAAAGGGUGGUGAAGGCAAUUUGAAAAUAUAUACUUGAAAAUGAAAAAUUUGCAGGGCUAUGGGGAAAGAGGAGGGUCAGAGGGACUAAUUGGAUAACUCUUUCAAAGAGUCAGCACAGGCCACAAACAUAGACCAGAAACUGGGAAUUUUGCAGCGAGUGACUCACCUAACUUCCAAAACCUUUCCACCAUCUACAAAUGUGAUGAAAUACUCACAUUGCUUGAAUACAGCUCCAACAACACUCAAAGCUGGGCACUAUCCAGGACAAAACAGCUUGCUUGAUUUGGAACCCAUCCACUACUUUGAACAUUCACUCUUUCCAUUAUUGUCAUACAAUGAUUGCAGUGCAUACAAGAUGCACAGCAGCAAUUUGCCAAGGCUCCUUCAACAGCACUUUCCAAACCCCCAAACUCGACCACCUGGAAGAACAAGUCACGUACCAUCCUGAAUUGAAACAGUAUCACCGUUCCCUCACUGUGGCUGGAUCAAAAUCCUGGAAUUCCCUUCCUAACAGCACCUACCUUCAUACUGCAGUGGUUCAAGGUAGUAGCUUAAUAGCACCUUCUGCAGAUCAUUUAGGGAUGGGCACUAAAUUGUGGCCUCAUCAGUGAAAGCCACAUCCUGAAAAUGAGUAAAAAGAGACACAAUGGGUUGAAUGACCAUCCCCCACCCCGUGCUGUGCAAUUCUGUCUUGCUCCUAGUGAGAAAAGCUCACAUUAUCACCUCUCAACAAAUUUAAAUUUUUUCAAAAUCCAGAAUAUCUACUGUUUUGCUCUUAUUAAAAAUAAGUCAAAUUAAGAAGGGAAGACAGUGUUUCCAGAAAGGGGUAAUAGCACUGUAGAUCAAGUCAUGAAGGAAGCUCAUUGAAGCAAACAGUAUAAAUAGAUUCAAGAGAUAAUUGAAUGUUCUAAAUUAUUAACAUGAAUUGGAGCUGAACUGGCAGGGGUGGGAUAGAAAAUUGCCACACUGAUAUAUGAGAUGGCAUUCGUGAGGUUGAACAAUGUAGAGGGAGCUUUACUCUGCAUCUAACCCCAUGCUGUACUUGCUCUGGGAGUAUUCCAUUGUCACACUGACUUCUCACCUUGGACGUCCAAUCCCUCUACACCUCCAUCCCCUACCGGGAUGGUCUGAGGGCUCUCCGCUUCUUCCUCGAACAGAGGCCCGAACAAUCCCCAUCCACCACUACUCUCCUCCGUCUGGCUGAACUGG
Molecule: messenger RNA, 5037 nt
Organism: Carcharodon carcharias (great white shark)
Lineage: Eukaryota; Metazoa; Chordata; Chondrichthyes; Lamniformes; Lamnidae
Gene: crata
Product: carnitine O-acetyltransferase a
Exons: 15
Coding region: 245-2137 (630 amino acids)
Biological process (GO): carnitine metabolic process, CoA-linked
Cellular component (GO): peroxisome
Molecular function (GO): carnitine O-acetyltransferase activity
Source: RefSeq, a predicted model, not a curated record